Molecule: messenger RNA, 879 nt
Organism: Symbiodinium sp. CCMP2592
Lineage: Eukaryota; Dinophyceae; Suessiales; Symbiodiniaceae
Source: the annotation of a GenBank genome assembly
AUGAUCGGCAAUGCUUUCGUGUGCUUCGGGGCCACAAAAGGCAUAACUAGCUAUGAGUCAGGCAUUGGCGGCACUGCGAUCCGCGAUGAUGUAGACAAGCUCCGGGACGGCCAGCACCUUGUGGUUGGCACGCCAGGCCGUGUCUACGACAUGGUGAGCAAGAACAACUUGCGGGUGGAUGACUUGAAGUGCUUCGUCCUCGACGAGGCGGACGAGCUGAUGUCGCGCGGCUUCAAGGACCAAAUCUACGACAUCUUCAAGUGCCUACCGCCCGAUGUGCAGGUCUGUCUGUUCUCCGCCACAAUGGCGCCGGAGAUCUUGGACAUGACCACGAAGUUCAUGCGCAACGCCGUUCGCAUUCUCGUCAAGAAGGACGAGUUGACCCUGGAGGGUAUUCGGCAGUUCUAUGUGGCCAUUGAGAAGGAGGAGUGGAAGGUGGACACACUCUGCGACCUCUACGAGACACUGACCAUCACUCAGGCCAUCAUCUACUGCAACACGCGCCGCAAGGUGGACUUCCUGGCAGAUCAGCUCCAGAAGCGCGAUUUCACGGUUUCCUGCAUGCAUGCGGAAUUGGACCAAAAGGAGCGCGACCUGGUCAUGCGUGAGUUCCGCUCCGGUUCGUCGCGCGUGCUGAUUUCCACGGACUUGCUGGCACGGGGGAUCGAUGUGCAGCAGGUUUCCCUUGUCAUCAACUACGACCUCCCGGCGAACAUGGAGAACUACCUCCAUCGCAUCGGUCGCAGCGGCCGAUUUGGCCGGAAGGGCGUGGCCAUCAAUUUCGUCACGAACAACGACGUGCGAACAAUGAAAGACAUCGAAAAGUUCUACCACACCCAGAUUGAGGAGAUGCCGGCGGACAUUGCUGACCUCAUCUGA